AGAAGAAGGAAAUAAGGAAGAUGGCGAAGCGAGUGGGAGGCAGGAACAGGGACGACGAGUCUCCACUGACUCGGACUGUCAACUCGGUCUUUGGCUUCUUCAGAUUCGCCGAGUUCGAAAUUCUAUUCGUCCUCUUCUUCGUCAUCGCCUUCAUCAUUUUCAAAGACCUCACAUCGCGGCCGGAAUAUAGUCAGAUUCUGGUAAAGAAGCCUGGCGGAGGUGGUUUUUGGCCUUCUUAACUGGAGUUCUCAAGAUUGGAUAAACAGGUUUCAGUUUUGCUCUACUUAUAUUUUUGUUAGUGGAACCUAAUUCCCUGCCAUCCAUGCACUUCGUUAUUCAAUGUAUUUAAUGUGAUUUAAUGCAUCUCCCAUGAUAUAGACAACUUUUGCUC
This is a messenger RNA of Argentina anserina (silverweed cinquefoil), 391 nucleotides long. RefSeq lists its product as uncharacterized. The coding region runs from base 21 to 239 and encodes 72 amino acids. Lineage: Eukaryota; Viridiplantae; Streptophyta; Magnoliopsida; Rosales; Rosaceae. The record is from RefSeq and is a predicted model, not a curated record. The transcript is spliced from 2 exons. Gene Ontology annotation, biological process: response to oxidative stress.